CAAGCUCACGGCGCACACGCAGCUCUGCUGUCUGUUUAUGAGGGAGGCUGAAGAUGUUCAGAAAGUCGUCAACUUAACACUGACAGGCAUUUUUUUGGUACAUAUCAGAGCAGAUAGGAGGGUGGAUAUCUGCGCCAGAUACGGCGCUAACUGUCGGUGAAGACUCGGAAUAGUUAGCUUCAACGUCUUUUAACCGACGCCUCACGAGCCAGCGGUGGACAGAGCCUGAUUUAAACAGCAAUAUGUGGGAACAAGAGGAAUUUGCCAAACACUGGAGGAAUGAGUUUCCUGACGGGGAAGUGCCUCAAAUGGACCUGAACUCUGUAGAGGACAUCGAGUCCGAGCUGGAGACAUGUAAAACCAACCUGAAGAGGCUGCAGAAGGCGCUGGCGGAGGAGAAAUUCAAGGUGAUUUACCUGCAGACCACCAUGUCUCGGCGGAAGAAGAACGACCCGGAAAGGUUUGAAGGAAAGGAUGAAAACUUUAACGCUGACACGUUUGGCUUUGCUAAAACUGGAAAUGUUAUUAAACCGCAGCGGAGGGAAGAUGAAGGGGACGGUCACAGGAUGUCCAAGGUGCCCGACACAGGAGGGGUGAAGCUCCACGCUGCAGGUAACACAGCGGGAAUCACGAGCUCCUUCAGCCGGGAACGGGGCAGGUUUAGCGGGAAGACAGGUAAGCCCGUCCCUAUCCCUGUCCCGCCGCGGAAGCCGAGCUUUCAGAGAGCAGAGCCGGUGCAAAGUGUGGUCUGUCAGCCCAAUGAUAACGAGGUGAACAGUGACCGAGAGUACGAGGACACUGAAAUGAAUGAGAAUUUUGUCAGGAAUAACUUGUUGACACCGAAAACCGUCGGCAGGGAUAGCCAGUUAUCCUCCAGCAGUUACCGGGACAACCGGCGGCCUUUCCGCCACAGCAGGGACUUUGACUCGGGUGAUGAUGGCAGGCUGUCCCCGUCCUUCCAGCAGAUCCUCCGCAGAGCCUCCCGGGGCUCAGGGUGCAGCACCCCGGACAGGAGGAGUGAUGGGUACCUGAGCUCCGACCAUGAUGACUCCUCCUCUGCAGACUUUAACUACAACACAGAUGGCUACGAGGGAGAUGGAACCGAGGAUGGAAAGUCUCAGGACGGCUCCGAGACGCUGCCCUAUAUAGACGAGUCGCCCACCAUGUCGCCCCAGCUGUGCGCACCCCAAGGGCCUGAUGGAGAGACGGUCUCCCCCACACCCCCUGAGGGCAUGCUAGCAGGGGGUGACAUAGAGAAAGGGCUGGAGAUGAAAAAGCUGGUACUGUCCGGUUUCUUGGCCAGUGAGGAGAUCUACAUUAACCAGCUAGAGGCCCUGCUGUUGCCUAUGCGUCCUCUAAAAGCCACAGCCACAACCUCACAGCCCGUCCUGACCAUCCAGCAGGUAGAGACCAUCUUUUACAAAAUCCAGGACAUCUUUGAGAUCCACAAGGAAUUUUACGACGCUCUCUUACCCAACAUCCAGCAGUGGGACGAGAAGGUCACAGUGGGACAUCUGUUCCAGAAACUGGCCAGCCAGCUGGGAGUGUACAAAGCCUUUGUGGACAACUACAAGGUGGCGCUGGAGACAGCAGAGAAAUGCAGCCAAGCCAACAGUCAGUUCCAGAAGAUUUCUGAGAAUCUCAAAGUUAAAGGACCUAAAGACUCCAAAGAUUGUACCUCAACUGUGUCUAUGGAGGCUCUUCUUUACAAGCCCAUUGACCGUGUUACCAGAAGCACCCUGGUCCUUCAUGAUUUGCUGAAACACACUCCUAAGGACCAUCCAGACUUCCCCCUCCUGCAGGACGCUUUGAGGAUAUCUCAAAACUUUCUCUCCUCCAUCAACGAGGAGAUCGACCCUCGCAGGACUGCUGUGACCACACCCAAAGGAGAGGCUCGUCAGCUGGUGAAGGAUGGCUUCUUGGUGGAGGUAUCAGAAAGCUCCAGAAAGCUACGGCACGUCUUUCUUUUUACUGAUCUGCUGCUCUGUGCCAAGAUGAAGAAGACGGCUGUGGGUCGCCACCAACAGUAUGAGUGUAAGUGGUACAUCCCUCUGGCAGACUUGACCUUCCAGACCCUGGAUGACUCUGACUCCUGCCCCAGUAUCCAGGUUCUGCCUGAGCAUGAGAUUGAAGAGAUGAAGAUCAAAAUCUCAGUCCUAAAGAGUGAAAUACAGAAAGAGAAGAAAGCACCCAAGGGUCAGAGUCGUGUGGAGCGUCUGAGGAAGAAGAUGAAUGAGCAGGAGUCAUGGCUGCUCCUGCACUCGCCCACCAUCCCCUUCCGCAUCCACAAUAAACACGGAAAGAGCUACCUGUUCCUCCUCUCCUCAGACUACGAGAGGUCAGAGUGGAGAGAAAGCAUCCAGAAACUACAGAAGAAAGAUCUGCAGUCGUGUGUAUUAAGUUCUGUGGAGCUCCAGGUCCUGACUAGCUCCUGUUUCAAACUUCGAACUGUCCACAACAUUCCUGUCACAAGUAACAAAGAUGAUGAGGAGACUCCAGGCCUGUACGGCUUUCUGCAUGUGAUCGUCCACUCUGCCAAAGGAUUCAAGGAGUCAGCCAAUCUAUACUGUACCCUUGAAGUGGACUCAUUCGGAUACUUUGUCAGCAAGGCCAAGACUCGAGUGUUCAGAGACACGUCAGAGCCACAGUGGAAUGAGGAGUUUGAGAUUGAGUUGGAGGGCUCCCAGUUCCUGCGGAUUCUGUGCUACGAGAAGUGUUAUGACAAAAGCAUGCUCAACAAGGACGACAACGAGAUCGUGGACAAAAUCAUGGGGAAAGGGCAAGUCCAGCUGGAUCCUCAGACGGUGCAGUCCAAGAACUGGCACAUGGACGUCAUAGAGAUGAACGGGAUCAAAGUGGAGUUCUCCAUGAAGUUUACAAGUCGGGACCUCAGCUUAAAGAGAACGCCGUCCAAAAAACAGAGCGGGGUGUUUGGAGUCAAAAUCAAUGUGGUAACAAAGCGCGAGCGCUCCAAGGUGCCUUAUAUUGUCCGUCAGUGCAUUGAGGAGGUGGAGAAGAGGGGGAUCGAUGAGGUGGGAAUCUACAGGAUCUCAGGGGUGGCCACGGAUAUCCAGGCCCUCAAAACAGCAUUUGACACCAAUACCAAAGAUAUCCUGGUGAUGCUGAGUGACAUGGACAUCAACGCCAUCGCAGGGACACUGAAGCUGUACUUCAGGGAGCUGCCUGAGCCUCUGCUCACAGACCGCCUCUACCCAGCCUUCAUGGAGGGCAUAGCGCUCUCAGACCCAGCCGCCAAGGAGAACUGUAUGAUGCACCUCCUGCGCUCGCUGCCCGACCCCAACCUCAUGACCUUCCUCACUCUGCUGGAGCACCUCAAACGGGUGGCGGAGAAGGAGCCCGUCAACAAGAUGUCCCUCCAUAACCUGGCCACCGUGUUUGGCCCCACUUUGCUCAGGCCCUCAGAGUCAGAGAGCACAAAGGGACAGCACAUCACCUCAGCCUCUGACAUCUGGUCACAUGACGUCAUGGCACAGGUCCAGGUGUUGCUGUAUUACCUGCAGCAUCCUCCCAUCUUCUUCGCUGAGCUGAAGCGCAACACGCUCUACUUUUCCACCGACGUUUAAUCUUCAUCACCUCCCUCGGGGCAACAUCUGGAGAGGAGGGAGAAAGAGACUCCGAACAAAUCUAGGUCCCCGCCUCUCGGUCCUCCUGCCUCACCUCUUCUCCCAGCAGGCAGCUCAUCUCAACUGUACAGACCCUGCCCCCACCAUCUCUCCUGUCUACACCCUUAAACCAACCCCCCUCACCACCCCUGUCCUAAAGAGAUGGAGCUGAAAACAAAGGGAGGUGGCGAGGAGAACGUCUAUUCGUCACGUCACGUCAUGUUUGUAAAGUGAGGCCAGCAGAUCCACCCCCGCCUCCCACCGACAAGACGACAAGGCAUUCUGGGACCACGGUGGGAGAGAUCGGGGAUUUGGAGGCCGCAGCCUGGCGCAGUGGCACUGGAUCUCACUUUGUGUGUCGUGGUGUCAUCGAGUGUCUCCUUUUCAGACACUGGUUUUAAAGAUUCGAGAAACCGGUCGACUCAACCUCCUGCUUUGUUUCCUGAUCAGAGGCAUUCCAGAACAAUGGCAUUUACAUGUUUGAUAAUUAUGUUCAGCAGCUGAUUUGUUUCCUUUUUCAGUCUUUGUGCAUGUGCGUGGUGGAGGAGAUGGGAUGAGUGCGUGACGAUGUGGAUGUACUUGAGUGGUUGAGCAACAGUGUGAGUGAAUGUUUGUCUCUGUGUGAGUUUGAGGGACUAUGAGAACUUGUGAGGUUUGGAAGUGGCGAUGAAGCCAUGGCUGGUUUUGUGUCUCUCUGUGCUGACAAAAAAAAGAGAGAACUGCCCUCCCCAGUAAGUCUUGGCCAAAUUAGCUGUAUUUAUUUUGAAUAUAUAUAAUAAGUGUGCCUGUACAGUUCUGUGCAACUAGAGAAAUGCUCUAAGAAGUCUGUUUUUGAAGUUUAUUCAGGUAGUGAUGUUAUUUAGUCUGAUUUUCUCAUUCACCAUGUCCAUGGUUGGUAAGCUGUACUGAAAGAUCACCAGAAAUUCAGCCAUUUAAUUUCCGAUCACUUAGUAGAGGAGAAAGGGCACUCUGUAACGUGAGGGUUGUUGGGGUAAAAAAAAACACAUUGAAUGGAAACUUUUGCUUUUUUUCUUGUUGUUUUAUUGCAGCCUGUUCCAAGUGUCUUACUGCACCUGUAUAAUCUAUAGGAUGAUUUGUGUAGUUGCCCUCAUUGCAUGUUCAGCUUGUCAAUCAAACCAGGCGGGGUAACACAAAGGUAGGUUGUCUCUGCGAGGCCCUUGUUAAAACAGGAAAACGCCCACAACUGCUCUGUACAAAGCCAACCUUUCUGCUAUCAAGCCUGCAGCAUAUCUUAAAAUACUGUAAGCACUGCUAGAUGAGUACUAUUUGAUAUUUUUAAUAUAAGAUUAAAAUGAAAUAAAAAUGUUGUAUUUUACUUCCUUUGAGAAGAAUUUCAAUAUACUGUAAUAUUGAGGCUAAAUGUUAAUGUGAACUUUUCCCCUUUUUUAGGAAAAUAAAAGUUACCAAAACACUCUCA
Cheilinus undulatus (humphead wrasse) is the source of this 5061-nucleotide messenger RNA. RefSeq names its product ABR activator of RhoGEF and GTPase (gene abr). The coding region runs from base 243 to 3584 and encodes 1113 amino acids. The record is from RefSeq and is a predicted model, not a curated record. The transcript is spliced from 23 exons. Lineage: Eukaryota; Metazoa; Chordata; Actinopteri; Labriformes; Labridae. Gene Ontology annotation, molecular function: protein serine/threonine kinase activity; GTPase activator activity; guanyl-nucleotide exchange factor activity. Gene Ontology annotation, biological process: protein phosphorylation; positive regulation of GTPase activity; intracellular signal transduction. Gene Ontology annotation, cellular component: membrane.